Molecule: messenger RNA, 2503 nt
Organism: Podarcis lilfordi (Lilford's wall lizard)
Lineage: Eukaryota; Metazoa; Chordata; Lepidosauria; Squamata; Lacertidae
Source: the annotation of a GenBank genome assembly
AUGGCUGCUGGUUCGCUUUGACUCAAUGCAAACAAAUGUCCCUCUCUACCCCCUGGCCUAGGGCACCCCCCAUUCUGAACAUUUGCCCCUCUCAAGGCAGAGCACUUUAGCAUUUAAGGCUGCCCCAUCUGCUGCCUUGUGCCCAAAGAAACUCCAGUACCGGCACUGCCCCACUCGGGAGCUUUGCCCAGCCAGCUGGUGGUGGCGGAGCCAGAAAGCAGCCUUGUGCCCCAGGUGUGCCAGGCCUGGCUUGAGGCUGCAGUGGAACAAUUUGUACAAAAAGAAUUAGCGGCGGCGGCAGGCAGGCCUGGAGGGAAUAUUCCGGCUGGUAAAUGUGCUGAACUCUGUGGGCCCCACCCAGCUGGGAAGUGAGUUUCCGGAGCUGCCACAUAAUCUUGGUGCUUUGAAUGCUCUAUUUUUAGGGCUGCUUUCAACUGAUUUGGGAGCUGCACCGCUUGCCCUUGGCCUCGCUGUCUCAGUAGGUCGGGGGAGUGGGCAGGCCCACCUCCCCAAUUCUCUCCCUACCCCAGCCGAGCAAGGAUGUUUCAAUCUGCAAUCUCAGAAGCAAAGGUCGGAGCAGGAGACUAAUCACUCUCUCACCUUCCUUGUUUUUCUGCAGAGACACUCUGGCGACAGGACUGGCCCCCUCGAGGCAUCGCAGACCCCAAAUCUCCUGGCCCUCUCUCAAGCUCUGGUGAGUCUCAUUCCGCUUCUUCGGCUGCACGUACACACCUUGCACUUAAAGCACCACCUGCACCAAAAAUCCCAGAGAACUGUAGGUUGCUGGGAAUUGUAGCUCUGUGAGGGGUGAACUACACUUCCCAGAAUUCUUUGGGGAGGGAAAAUGUGCUUUAAAUGGAUGGUACUCUUGGUCUCCCUUUGCCUACAGUCCUGAACACAAACGUUAAGAAACAAGGUUGGCUCUGAGGCGGAGGAGGCGCUUUGCUGUCCUUUCUCGCCAAACCAGCAUGGUCAAUGAUCAGGGAUUGUGGGAACUAUGAAAAUAUCUGUAGGGCACCAUGUGACAGAAAGCUGGUCUAUAUCCUUCUGAGUGCAAGACUGAAGUGUCCCUCCAAUUUUACUCCAGGGACAACCCCCCUGUCUGCCCUAAAUAGCAAAAGAUUAGAGAAAUGUUGAAUUACAAUAGUCCUCUAAGGUAGGCCAGUAUAUCUGAAGGAGCGUCUCCACCCCCAUCGUUCUGCCCAGACACUGAGGUCCAGUGCCAAGGGCCUUCUGGCAGUUCCCUCACUGUGAGAAGCCAAGUUACAGGGAACCAGGCAGAGGGCCUUCUCGGUAGUGGCACCUGCCCUGUGUAACAUCCUCCCACCAGAUGUCAAAGAGAAAAACAACUACCAGACUUUUAGAAGACAUCUGAAGGCAGCCCUGUUUAGGGAAGCUUUUAAUGUUUGACAGACUAUUGUAUUUUAAUAUUUUGUUGGAAGCCACCCAGAGUGGCUGGGAAACCCAGCCAGAUGGGCGGGGUAUAAAUAAUAAAUUAUUGUUAUUAUAGGCCAAUACUAUCAUUCCCUCUUCAGCUCACCCUCAUUCCUACUCCAGAUACAUAGAAACUGGCAGAGGAGAGAGCUUGGUGAAAGCAUAAGCCCUCAGUAUUACAGGUGAAGAUGUUAUGGACCGGCUGUCCUGCCUCAGGCUUGCCUUUAAGUGCCACAAACAAGGUCUUUGUACAUGGAGCAGGCCGCCUCAGGCCUUGAGGCGACUGAGUCUCAGCAAUGAGAAUUGAGUCAUGUAGACACGCAGCAAGGGUUCACAAUGUGAAAAUUCACUUAUCUGCGAAUCACAGCAUGCGCAGAUGCGCAGUCACAGGUUGCGUUCACUUCUGGAUGCGAACGGGGCUCCGGAACGGAUCCCAUUCAUAUCCAGGAGUACCACUGUAGUUGUUUUUCUCUUUGACAUCUGGUGGGAGGGCGUUCCACAGGGCAGGUGCCACUACCGAGAAGGCCCUCUGCGUAGCAGGGGAGGAAAGAAUUAACCCUCCCCCUGCCCGCUCGUGCCCACCACAAUCCCCAUCCUGAUGCCCACCCACCUUAAAUGCAAUGGUACAUUUCAUUUGACGUGUGUGCCCUUUGGUCCCCAGCAGUCCCCUUCUCGCCACAUGACGUGUUUCAAGUAUUUUUUACAUGUAAAAAAAAAUAUGACAUGUCAGGCACAUCAUACAUAUUGUGUUGUAGAGACAACCUCACCAGGGAGCUCCGAAAUGGCCCCUUCCCUUGCCCAUUUUGUAUGACAAACAGUGGGGUGGGGGCCUAUCCUUGUGUGUCUUGCUGCUUCUACUCCCCUCUUCCUGCAGCGGCUCGCAGCUGGAUGCAGGGGGUGAGGUUUUCAAGAAGUGAAAAGCUCUCUCACCUUGUGACCUGCUGCCACCUGAUUCAUAGCUCUCUUUUCUCUUCCAGCUCACGCCCCAAGGUCUCUCCCAGAUGCCUCCCCUCUCCUGCCGCUGCUGCCGCUGCCAGUUGGGGUUCCUGGUGAUGUGAUUUUAUCUUGA